This is a messenger RNA of Saccostrea cuccullata (small rock oyster), 740 nucleotides long. RefSeq lists its product as uncharacterized. The coding region runs from base 99 to 671 and encodes 190 amino acids. The transcript has 3 exons. NCBI's taxonomy places the organism in Eukaryota, Metazoa, Mollusca, Bivalvia, Ostreida, Ostreidae. The record is from RefSeq and is a predicted model, not a curated record.
UAAAACGAACGGCAGAUGCCUACGUAAAUAAAGGUGGAGACAUCACCAAUGCUGCAGAUUUUCUCAGAGCACUUGAAUCGUCCACAUCAAUUAAACUAAUGGCUGUAUCCGAAAAAGCUAUUAAGGACCUAGAAGAAGAAAUUCCGUUGUCAAUUAAACCUGUCCCAAAAACUAUGCAGAUACAUCAGAUAAUAGUCCCUAACCAAGGAAGGCUAUUAUACAGACAACUCUCGUGCUUUUGUGCUAGGCCAAAUUUCUGCCAUUGCUUCCAGCCAGAAUCAGCAUGUUUUCCUCUACAGUCUACUGUUGACGUCUGCAGUUCUUCGUCUCCUGAAGAAGAGCAUGUGCCAAUCUGUGAAACCAGUCGGAUUAAUCGAAUUUCGGAGGUAGAUGAAAGUCUUGUAUCAAAAUACUGUGUCGUCAAAUACGACGGCCGAGCAUAUCCAGGAGUCAUACUGGCGGUUGAUGAAGAUGAUGAGUUAGAGGUCAAAACCAUGCACAGAGUUGGGCAUAAUCGGUUUUUUUGGCCUAUGCUGGAGGAUACCCUGUGGUAUGCCAAAGAAAAUGUAAUAACCUUGCUGAAGAAUCCACCUAGACCAGUUACCAAACGGCAUGUUGAGGUUGACCCUGCUAUCUGGGAACUUAUACAGAAGGAAGAAGAUGAAAUUUAGAUUGUUCUAAUUAAAUUGAAUUAUGUUGUUGUUAAUUAAAGAGUAUUGAACUUAUACAGAAGGAAGAAG